GGCUUUGCGGCUUUGUAGCUUUGUGGGCCUCAAUACCCAGGUCGCAACCAUGGCACAAUCUUCCCAUCGAGAUGACUUCUUUCAGACAACAACGUCGCUGGAGGAAUCCCGUCGCAAAGCCGAGAAAGCAAGAAACUCGAAUGGCCACCCCAUCAAACUUCAAAGUAAACUAUUAGCGAUUGCCGCUGAUCCCACUAGCGAUUCCUCUGUCUAUGUUGCUGAGAGUGCAGGCCUUCUCAGAAAAGUGGUGCUUGAAACAGGUGAAACUGCUACCCUUUACAGGGGACCGACUGCCCCAUUAACCAGUAUAUGCUUUUCCUCCGACGGCACAACUAUCUUCGCUGGGUGCUGGGACAAGACUAUAUGGAGCUGGGACGUUACUUCGCGAACGCAAAAACAUAGAUACCAUGGCCACACAGACUUUGUAAAAACGGUUAUCUCUCAGAAACUUGAUGGUGACGAUUUACUCAUCUCCGGUGGUGCGGAUGGUGAAAUAAUCAUUUGGAACAUCAGCGCUGGCAAAAGAUCACAUGUCUUCAAAGAUUACAGCCGUGGAGUACUACAUCUUGCGGUCGAUCCUCUUGUUUCUGAAGAGGAUCUGCAGCGAAUUAAUGUCUUCAGCGCAGGAAGUGAUCGCAGCAUUCGUUACUUCUCUCUCUCCACCCCUUUUAAGGAACAAUCCCUGUCAGCCCCGAUACUGGAACAUGAGACUAGUGUCUAUAAGCUUUUCUUCGAUGCAGAUGGUGACUUGUGGACAGCUUCGGCAGAUAAAACUGCUAAAUGUCUCUCCAGAGAAGCGAACUGGCAAGCGGACAUGACUUUGGACCAUCCGGACUUUGUCAGGGAUGUUGCCGUGUGUGAACAGGGUGGCUGGGUGGUUACGGGAUGUAGAGAUGAGGAAGUGCGUGUAUGGAAUCGUGCGACUGGAAAGUUGCAUCAUUCAUUCUCUGGCCAUUUUGAAGAAGUGACUGGGAUCUUAAUACUUGGGACGACGGUUGUUAGUGUCAGUAUCGAUGCCACCAUACGGCAGUGGUCGCUUGACCCAACUCAGCUUGAAAUAGCCAAAGCAAAAGCUGAAAGGGCAUCCCAGGAGGACGAAGUAAUUGAUGAUGGACUUAAGGAGUCACUGUUGACUGAGGAAGAGGAGAGGGAGCUUGCGGGGUUGAUGGGCGAUGACUAGGUUGGCGUCAACACGUAUGAAAAUGGGGCAUAUUCAAAAAUUAAAGGAUAAAGCCUAUAUCUCCUGUUGAAUUCCCGUUGUCAGGUGAUUGGUUUGUAGACUUGCCGAUCAGCUCAUCUCCGGUGACGGACAGUAUCCAAUUGUUGGUUGGUGAUCAUCCAGGGCGUAGAGAGCAACCGUUUUAGUUCAAGCCCGCAAGAGAAUCAAAGAGCAAUGAUUCACCGG
Molecule: messenger RNA, 1405 nt
Organism: Histoplasma capsulatum G186AR
Lineage: Eukaryota; Fungi; Ascomycota; Eurotiomycetes; Onygenales; Ajellomycetaceae
Product: WD domain-containing protein
Exons: 4
Coding region: 50-1180 (376 amino acids)
Molecular function (GO): protein binding
Source: RefSeq, a predicted model, not a curated record